UUCACAAUGCAUCAUUCAUCGAAAGCAAGUGGCGAUCAAUGGAGAAGUGGUAUUUGCUUAAGUAAUUUCCAGCUUCCAGGACAUCAGCCAGGUAUUGUGUAUCAGGGGCGGACUGACAACUCAUGGGGCCCCUGGGCAAUAGGGGAUCAUGGGGCCCCUGUGUCCUUGCCCAAAUUCAAAAAAGCCUAUGAAAAAGGUACCAGGGGCAUCUCGUGGGGCCCCCUACUUACCCCGGGGUCUCGGGCAGUGCCCAAGUUUCCGAAUGGUCAGUCCACCCCUGCU
Messenger RNA from Staurois parvus, 282 nucleotides. Lineage: Eukaryota; Metazoa; Chordata; Amphibia; Anura; Ranidae. The record is from the annotation of a GenBank genome assembly.